Molecule: messenger RNA, 2853 nt
Organism: Lontra canadensis (Northern American river otter)
Lineage: Eukaryota; Metazoa; Chordata; Mammalia; Carnivora; Mustelidae
Gene: GJD4
Product: gap junction protein delta 4
Exons: 2
Coding region: 1617-2756 (379 amino acids)
Biological process (GO): cell communication
Cellular component (GO): connexin complex
Source: RefSeq, a predicted model, not a curated record
CAUGUCUAAAUCUCAUUUUCAUAUCACAGCCACUCUGUGUAUGCAGAAGACACAUUUUUUCUACUUUACUGAUGAGAAAAUUGAGGCAUGAAAAGCUGUAGCAAUUUACUCUAGGUCGCAAAAUUCCCUUUUAUUCCAUGUUCAGAAUUGACUAUUUAUAAUCACACAGCAAAAUUCAGAAAUCGCUUUCCUGAUAUUUCAAAUUUUAAGCCAGUAUCAUGAACAGUCUAUUAAUAAGGAAAGAUAUUUUCCCUUAUUUUAUACUUGAACCAUAUGGCUAUUUCAAUAUUUUUUUACUUAACCACAGUUUCUCUACAUUUCAUUGUUCAUGUUGAAGCAUUUGACUAAAAUAUAGCAAAACUACUGUGCCUUUCAAGGGGGUCAAAAUGUUUUCUGUGGAUGGAUUCACGUGUCAUGUGAAUAAAGAUGAAAGGACCUUUGUUGUACUCCUCUUCUGGGAAUCUUUUUAGGGAUAUUACUAAAGUCAAGAAUAGAUCAGAAAUGAAGAAAAGAUGGGAAUAAAAGAAUAGCUUUCAUGGAAAAUUGAAAUCAUUCCUUUUAAAGUUCACAAUUUCCACCCUGAUGAUAGAUCCCCAGCCUUGCGGGAUGGGUUCUUCCUAGAUAUAAAGGUGACAGCCACGAGAGGAUUUUGAUGCAACUGUGAUUGAUGUCAGCAGGGCCAGGCAGUGAUACUUUAUUACAAAUUUAAUGGACAUUUAUUAAGCUGAUUCAAUGGGAGCAGCCCAGGGCUAGAUGGGGCUGAGAGAUACAAAAGGAAGAUGCAAUCUAUGAAGGUCUGGGGGACCAGUUAGGGAUCGAAAUUGCACUGAUUUGAGUUGUUAUACAUACUCAUUCCAUGCCAGGAGCUCUCAACAUCAUCAUUUUGUGUCUGCCUCUCACAAGCCCGGACUGGAACAGCAUGAUUCUACCUCAUGCAAGGUGAGAAUAUGUGGAGAGAUUUGGUAAUUUCCCCAGGGAAGCUCUUGUCACUCACCUAGACAGGAAAUAGCUAGAGAAUAACGGAGGCACAGCCUAAAGUUGGGACACGUGUCUAAGAUGCAGAUUUAUGCUUUCGUCCAUGAUACAGGAAGUCUACGCUUCAUAGAGAAGACAAAACAUGAACAUUUCAGUGCUUUUUUAAUAAGUGAAGUGGUUGUGGAAAUAUUUGCAAGGAAGAAACAUCUUUUUAGUAUAGAAGAGUCCUUGGCUAGUUGACAGAACUUUUUCUUUCUUGGGUUAAAUGUAGUCACUUCUAUUAUAUCCUGAAGCAUCUGGCUCUCCCGGUAAAGACAUGUGAGCACUGCCACAGGCCUGGAAUGUCUCAAGAGGGUAAGAAUAGCCUACAAUGAGAGAUGACUCCUGCUGUCUUCUGGUCACUGCAGUUGUCAAGAAUGCUUUGCCUCAAAGGCAAACAGCUCAGGGCCGUCUCAGCUCGGAGACAGAAAACUGACCUCCCAUUCCUGAGCUCGAAGCUUUCCAUUUAUAUCUGCAGCUCUCACCUCUAAGUCUUUUGUAGAGAAGAUAUAUUUAUUCCUGCAAAGAUUUGCCACCUUCUUGGAGAAUAAUACAGCCUUCCGACGUCUCCAGCAGCCUUGGGUCUGCAACACUCGGGAAAGAUGGAACGUCUGGAUCUGCUGGGAUUCCUUCUUAUCACCGUCAACUGCAACAUGACCAUUGUGGGGAAGAUCUGGCUUAUCUUCAUGGUACUGCUGAGGAUGGUGGUGAUCAUCCUGGCAGGCUCCCCUGUCUACCAGGAUGAGCAGGAGAGGUUUGUGUGUAACACUCUGCAGCCGGGAUGCGCCAAUGUUUGCUACGACAUCUUCUCCCCGGUGUCCCAGCUGCGGUUCUGGCUGAUCCAGAGCGUGUCUGUCCUCCUCCCUUCUGCCAUUUUCAGUGUCUACGUGCUCCACAGAGGGGCCGUGCUCGCCGCCCGUGGACUCUGUGGGCCAGAUGGCGGUUCCACCCGCCCUGAGCCCUGUGACCAGAGCCCUGGGGAUAGGCACCGCCCUCCGCCCUGCAGGGAGCCCUACCACCUGACGGUGCCGGAUUUCUCCUCCAGCUACAUCGUCCACCUCUUCCUUCGGGUGCUGACCGAGGCGGCUUUUGGUGCCUCGCAUUACCUCCUCUUUGGAUUCUUGGUCCCCGAGAGAUUCUCUUGCACCCACGCUCCCUGCACCAGCGUGGUGGACUGUUACGUCUCCCGGCCCACGGAGAAGUCCAUUAUGAUGCUUUUCAUGUGGGCGGUCAGUGCGCUCUCCCUGCUGCUUAGUGUGGCUGACCUCCUCUGCAGCGUUCGUGGGAGGACGAGCAGGGGCGGGGCCCCCGCCAAGGAUCCCUUGGGCCACACCGCCGGCCGCCCGCUGUCCCGGAGCCUGGGCCCUAGGUCAGGUCCGAUUGCCGGCAACGGUGCGUGGGUGGAGGAGGGGGCGCCCAUCCACCCCGGCCUGUGGACUGGAGCGGAGGGUGCCGACAGCCCCAGUGGGAAGUCCGCUGUGUCGGGGCGGAUGCGGCUUCCGGAUGAAGAUGAGAGCGAGGUGCUGUCCUCUGCCAGCGAGAAGCUGGCCACGGCUUGCAAAGAGCCCGGGAGUAGGGCACAGGCGGAGGCCUCCCAGGACCCCAGGGUCGAGGGCCCCACAAGGUCCGAGGAGCAUCUCUUAGUGUCUCGGAGCCGGCUGGGCCGGCGCUAUCCAUCCGGUCAGCUACCGCCCCCCGACGGGCUCGCCAACUCCAGAUCCAGAAAGUCUGAGUGGGUCUGAAGAGGGAGUGCCAGGCAGCCCCGGGGUGCCCUGUCCUGUACAAACGGACACGUGGCCCACGAGGAUGCAGACUCGCUUUGGCCUGUGUGAAGCUAAU